Penicillium cinerascens is the source of this 648-nucleotide messenger RNA. RefSeq lists its product as uncharacterized. The transcript has 2 exons. The record is from RefSeq and is a predicted model, not a curated record. The coding region runs from base 1 to 648 and encodes 215 amino acids. Lineage: Eukaryota; Fungi; Ascomycota; Eurotiomycetes; Eurotiales; Aspergillaceae.
AUGAGCAACGGGAUCUGUGGAAACGGCAACGGCGAUGGGUAUUACAGUGCGGAUUGCACAGAUCCAACGCUGCAAGAUCCUGCAUGUCAAAAUCACUGUGGGGGCCUCGUGGGCUCGCAGAUUACUUAUAACUCAACUUCUGGCCUUUGGGCCUGCUGCACUUACAACGGUGGAACGCCUGAUUGUUCCGAACCGAGCGAUGAGCUUUUUGCCGCCCCUGGCCCAUCCAGUCUCAAAACCGUCUUGCAUCUCCCUACAACCGGAUCCGUCACGUAUUCUACCCCAACAGCGACCGCAACAUCUAUCGGAAACGCGCACACAUCUUCAGCGUCAUCUUCAGCGUCACCUUCAUCGCCGUCUUCAUCGCCAUCCUCGAGUAUUGGUCCAGGGGCUGCCGCCGGAAUUGGAGUGGGUGCUGGUGCUGGUUUAAUCCUUAUCGCCGCAGUGGUCGCGUUUGUCAUCUUCAAGCGGCGACGACCGAUGAAAACAGAUACGGCGAUGUCAGCUGAUGCUGGAUUCCAUCAGAGCCUUGAACCGCACGAGUUAGAUAAUAAGUCGAUGAUGCCCGAGAUGGAUAACGGGCUCGCCUUGUCCGAAUUACCCUCCAACUCCUUAAGGGGUCCGGGAUCCCACCCCUAUGUAUCAUAA